AUGACGGAGGGCUCCCAUGUCUUUGCCCCCCGACCGGACGGCCAGUACGCAAGGUUUGUCUUUGGCGUGGUGACCGGGGUAGACGGGGACAGAAUGGGCAUAAAUGGCGUCGUAGUGGAUCCCGUGGGGCUCAAAAACAAGGUGGCCCAGGACAAGGCCGGAGUCCGCUCAGCGGAGGUGCUGAAGAACCCCACCGCGGAGAACUGCAUACAUGCGCUGAUAUUCCGGGUGGAACACGACAGCUUUACGGGGGUGCUUGACAUGUCACAGGAUAAGGUAGAGAUAAUUCCGCCCAAGGUCCACUCGAACCUGGACGGAUGGAUCAGGGAGGAUCUUCCGGAGCUGAUAAACAAUGUGUUGUCCCUGCCGCAGGGGGUCGAGCGUGAUGCGGCAAAGAGAACGCUGCGACAGAAGAUGGACACGCUGCUUGAUAGGAACCUGAAGCGGAACCUCUACUCCGUAUGCAGGAGCCUGAAGAUCCUGAACUGA
Molecule: messenger RNA, 489 nt
Organism: Geodia barretti
Lineage: Eukaryota; Metazoa; Porifera; Demospongiae; Tetractinellida; Geodiidae
Source: the annotation of a GenBank genome assembly